Messenger RNA from Gossypium raimondii (Peruvian cotton), 1377 nucleotides. Its product is annotated as cinnamyl alcohol dehydrogenase 1. The transcript is spliced from 5 exons. The record is from RefSeq and is a predicted model, not a curated record. Bases 83 to 1156 code for a protein of 357 amino acids. Gene Ontology annotation, molecular function: zinc ion binding; cinnamyl-alcohol dehydrogenase activity. Gene Ontology annotation, biological process: lignin biosynthetic process. NCBI's taxonomy places the organism in Eukaryota, Viridiplantae, Streptophyta, Magnoliopsida, Malvales, Malvaceae.
GGAGAAUUCAUUUAUCCCAAGUCUCUUCUCUAAUACACCCACUGUAAAAAAAAAAAGAGAGAAAUUUGAUCAGACGGUGAAAAUGGGUGGCCUUGAAACUGAGAGAACAACAACAGGAUGGGCUGCCAGAGAUCCUUCAGGAGUAUUGACUCCUUACACUUACACUCUUAGGAGCACUGGUCCUGAGGAUGUUUUCGUUAAGGUUAUGUGCUGUGGAAUCUGCCACACCGAUCUUCAUCAAGCCAAAAAUGAUCUUGGCAUGUCAAACUACCCAAUGGUUCCUGGGCAUGAAGUGGUUGGUGAGGUGUUGGAAGUUGGGUCAGAUGUAAGCAAGUUCAGAGUUGGUGAUAUUGUUGGCGUUGGUUGUAUUGUUGGGUGUUGCAGAAACUGCCGACCAUGCGACUCAGACAAUGAACAAUACUGUCUUAAGAAGAUCUGGUCGUACAAUGAUGUUUACACUGACGGAAAACCCACCCAAGGUGGCUUUGCUGGUUCCAUGGUCGUUGAUCAAAAGUUUGUGGUGAAUAUCCCAGAAGGAAUGGCACCAGAACAGGUGGCCCCGCUGCUAUGUGCAGGGGUGACAGUUUACAGCCCAUUGAAUCACUUUGGUUUAAUGGGGAGUGGGUUAAGGGGAGGAAUAUUGGGACUUGGAGGUGUAGGGCACAUGGGGGUGAAGAUAGCCAAAGCAAUGGGGCAUCACGUAACAGUUAUAAGCUCAUCUGAUAAGAAAAAAGUGGAGGCUUUGGAGCAUCUUGGUGCUGAUGACUACUUAGUCAGCUCCGACGCUGAAGGGAUGCAAAAGGCUGCUGAUUCACUUGAUUAUAUCAUUGACACUGUGCCUGUUUUUCACCCACUUGAGCCUUACCUUUCAUUGUUGAAACUCGAUGGCAAGUUAAUCUUGACUGGUGUUAUUAACACCCCUCUUCAGUUUGUUAGCCCCAUGGUCAUGCUUGGGAGAAAGUCGAUUACAGGGAGUUUUAUUGGGAGCAUGAAGGAAACAGAGGAAAUGCUUAACUUCUGUAAAGAGAAAAAUUUGACUUCAAUGAUUGAGGUGGUGAAGAUGGAUUAUAUCAACACAGCAAUGGAGAGGCUGGAGAAGAACGAUGUUCGAUACAGAUUCGUCGUGGAUGUUGCUGGAAGCAAGCUUGAUCAAUAGAGCCAAAUUAAAUACAAACACAAACUCUCUUUAAUCAACAAAGAAAUACUACAUGUUUAAACAUAUGCCUGUUUGUUGUUGCUCUGUUUUCUCUCUUGUGUUCAACAUGCCUUAUGGUAAUAAACUAAAACAUAUAUGUACGAGUUACUUCUUCUUCUGUUAUUUCUGUUCUCCUUUUGAAGAUGGAAAUGCAUAAAUUAUAGAGCUUGUUUUCUUAUAAA